This is a messenger RNA of Trichogramma pretiosum, 2661 nucleotides long. RefSeq lists its product as uncharacterized. The transcript is spliced from 7 exons. The record is from RefSeq and is a predicted model, not a curated record. NCBI's taxonomy places the organism in Eukaryota, Metazoa, Arthropoda, Insecta, Hymenoptera, Trichogrammatidae. Bases 443 to 2440 code for a protein of 665 amino acids.
UCUAUAUUAUAAGGAUAAAUAUAUAUUGUAUAUUUAACACAUUAAUCAUCUAUUUUUUAUACUAAAUAAUACUAACAAUAAUUGAACAAAAACUUUUGUUCAUUCAAGAAGAAAAGCUUAAAAAAUUCUGAAAUUCUUGAAUUCUUGAAUAAUUUUAUUUUCAAUUAAAAUUUUAUAUGAAUUUUUACAAUUUUUAAUUUAUAUUUAUUCAAUUUUCUCGAUGCCUAAUACACACCGCAGUUUUUAUAUUCAUUGCGUCAUCGACAAAGCAGAAGCAAAAUUAAAGCUAGCAGACCGUUUCAUCACACGUGCAUUUUGUUUGUUGUUAACUGUAAAUCUAGUCUAGUAAUUUCUCAUAAAUAUGCCUAUUUUUUGUAUAAAAAUAAACGUGUUUUCGUGAAUAAUUAAUGUCUUCAGAGUUGUUAUAUUUUCACCUUAGAAAAUGUUUGCAAAAACGUUGACAAGCUUUUUACAUUGCAACAACAAAGACCCGAGUGUUGCAAGCAGGUUAAACCUGUUUAUUAGAUGCAUCUCAAAAACAAACUUCGAUACUAAUUUACCCAACAUCGAACGAAACCGUUCAACAAAAGAUAUUCGAAAAUCAGAAAACCUGUCUGAAAGCUCUAUAUCAAGACAAGCUCACAAAAAGAUCUCGAAACACUUUAAAAGUACUGAAAUCAAUUUUGCUCGAAAAGUUUUGGAAAAGUCCGAUGAUUAUUCCAAUUCAUUAUCUACUUCGUUGACGAUCAAGCAAAAUUUGUCUGAAUUCGAAAUUCAGGAAAUAUUGGAUAAACAAUGGCAAAGUAUGAGCAACGGGGAAGUUUUACAAAAUUUAGAGUCUUUAUCUAAUUACGCUUAUAAAAAUCCAAACAUUAUUAGUGUAUAUGAUGAAAAAGGUGUAAUGCGAAUUCUGAAAACCCGUUGCAUGCUAUUUAACGACGAUGAAUUUCGAUUGUUUUUGAAAAAUCUCGAGCAGUUGCAAGGACAGAAUAAAAAGAUAAUUCAAGGAACAUUUUGGAGGAUCAUUAAUGCUGAGUGUUUUAAACGAUCCUCUAAUUGGACAAUUGAAGAAAUUUUAAUGAUGAAUGAUCAAUUGGCAAAAUUAGAUUUAACAUGGGUACCAUUUUAUGAGGGUAGUUUACUGAAAAUGGAAGCAAAUUUUUCAAAAUUUUCUCCUGCUAAUUUAGUCCAGUAUGCAUAUUUGAUAAGAAUUAGUUCGAAAAAAAUUAAUGUAAAUUUUAAACAAUUUGAGUAUCAUGUACAUAAAUCUGUAGAUAGAUUAACCAUUGAAGAAAUAGGAAUCAUAUCAAUGGCUUAUUUUCGAUAUGAAACUUCCCUUAAACAUACAAAUUUACUUCUUCAUAUAAUGACAGCUUUGGAAAACAAUAUUGAUAGUGUGAGCGAAAUGUCUUUAGCAGCAAUUUUAAAAAUUCUGAGAUAUAGUGUCAGUUUAAAACUCAUGCAGAGGUACAAUAUUCUUAUUGAACUAUUGAUAGAACAGAUUCCUAAAAGAACCUUAUUAACUUUAAUACAUGUAGCACACAUGCAGGCAAUGCUUUUAUUGGAUAAUGAAAAAUUAACCCUUGGAAUUGCAAAUAGGUACAUAAAUGAAGUACAGACUGCUAGAAUAAAAGAUAUUGAAAGAAUUUUAUUCACUUUGUAUAUAUUUAACUAUGGCCCUGAAAAAACCUUAUUUUAUGAUACAGCUUAUCAAGAAUUUUUAGAAUCUCGAAGAAAUAAUGAAAUCAAUAAUUUCCCAUUUUGCCUUGUAUACUCUGUGAUGUAUAUGCUUCAAGUAAAUUAUUAUCCUGAAAAACUGAUCAAAAAAAUUAUGGACCCUGAUUUCAUUAAGAACUUAUGCAACGGUGAUAUUCAUAAACUUGAUAGAGAAUAUAUUGUAAUACAUUAUUGUUUAGUACUUGAUCAUCCACAAUACAAUGGCCCUCUACUAAGAAGAGAUAUGCUUCAGUUUCUUAUUAAAAAAUGUCGAUCAAAUUCAAAAAUAGAUGUUCAUAAACAACAGAUUCCCAUGGUUGAGCGAAUUAUAACUGAUAUUGUACAUACAUGCAAGCAAAUGAUAGGCUUCGAUGAAGUUGCACAUGUUGAUUGUGUGCUGCCACAUUUUGUAAAUAAUGACAUAAUUCUUUGUUACAAUGAAGAUACAAAAGAGUUUUUUAAUCCAAAAAACAAAUUGGUAGAAAUGGAAGCAGGAACAUUGAAACAUGCUCCUAAAGAUGGAAAUAAGUGGAUUGCUUUAACUUUAGCUGGUCAUAAUGUUUUAACAAGAAAUUCAAAACACCAUACAGGUGCAAUGGAAGUCAGAUUAAGGCAUUUAAAAAAAGUGGGAUACACCCCUUAUGUUGUGCCAUAUUUUGAAUGGAUGAAUUUGUCUGAUUUUGAUCAAAAAGUAGACUAUAUUGAAAAACUUUUAAAUCUUUAAUGAUUACUUCAAUUUUAUAAAACAUUUUUAUAACGUCGAUUUUUGACGUCGCCAACUUAUUUUAUAUACCUUUUGAUGGAGUUAAUUUGUAUACAUUAGUUUUGGAAAUUAUAUUGUCAAUAAAUUGACAUCUUUUUAUAAAAAUUUGUGUGUUAUGUAACACCCUUAGUUGUUCAGUGACACAAAUUCAUACAAUAUGAAAACAAAAAUUAUUGGAAGUC